Messenger RNA from Moneuplotes crassus, 2462 nucleotides. NCBI's taxonomy places the organism in Eukaryota, Ciliophora, Spirotrichea, Euplotida, Euplotidae. The record is from the annotation of a GenBank genome assembly.
AUGAAGCCUACUGUAGAAAAUAUUACUAUAAAACCUAUUGAUACAAAUAGGAGCAAGUAUGACACAACCUUCUUGGAGAAAUACCUCGAGAAGCAUAAGAUUAACUUUAAUAAGAGGAAACUUCAACUAGAGAAGUCCCAGAAAAUAAAGCAGUCUUCGUUUGUUUCUAAUAUAACAACCCCAACAUGGAGGAGAGCAGGGAGUAUAACUCACCAUGAUUUGCAAGGUGGUUUUAUAAAUUCCCAAGGCAUCCUUAACAAGAAAGAUAAAUAAGAAGCUUGGUUCAAAGCUCACAGCGAGAUAUCGAUCAACUAUCAGGAAAAAUUAUCGCAGUUAUACAGAGGAUGAGCAUACAUCAUUCGACUUGAAGAAUAGGACCAGAGAUAAUUUGUCCCAACAAUAUCAGAAGUUUAAAAUAAGUUUGGCCAGAAGUACCAGAAAACAUCAUUUGCACAGCCAUAGCAAACCCAUUACUCCUAUUCAUAAGAAGAAAAAGAUUAUGAGUAAUAGAUCACAUGGACUCAGGACUGACCCUAGUUACGAUAAUAGCAUUCCACAAAUUGAACUCUCUCAGAAACUCAAGUCUUUAGAGGAAGAAGUAAAGAGGAAAAAGCGUGCUGUAUUGAAAGAACGACAAAUGAAUUCAAUGCUUAAGGAAGAGAAUAAGAAUCUUUCGAAGACAAACAAUGUCCUAACAAAGAAGGAGUUAUCCACUACUUCCUCCUCCUUCACGAUUAACGCUAGUGUUGCAGGGAACAUCUAUGAAAACUUUAUGAUUAAGGACCUGAAAUGUGACCUAGGAAGAAUUCAAGGUCAGAUAGAUGAGCAUAACGGAAAGAAUAAGUAUACACAGUCUGACAUUGAUGUGAUUAAGAAGGAUAACAAGGCAAUCAAGAGGACUAUCGAGGAAGUUAAGAAAUAUAAGGCAAUGCUUGACACCAAAGUCAACUAUAGCAAUAAUCGAGAAAAGAAUGCAGCAAGUAAUGAAUUCACUUCUAGAAAGAACAACACUGUUGGAGUCACCUUCUCAAGCGGAGGGAAGAUCGAAUCAAGCUCCAUUGGGUUCAUAGGAAGUCAAGAGCUGGUUCGGGUAGAAAAACUCUCAACAGCUCUUAGUUCAAUGUCCAAGGUUGAUAAUUUAAUGGAUACUUUUAUACAUUGAGUUGAUGAAAUGAAACGUAUUAUGAACAGGGAAUUGCAGAUCAAUAUUUAUCUUCUAGAUGAGUCACUAUAUCAUAAAAUUGUUGAAAAUAUUGAAAUCUCUAAAAUGAGAUUUCUCUCAAGAGGCGCAAUAGAUGCAAUGAACUAUCAUGUGUUCACUAAUAAUAGUUCUGCGAGGAUCAAACCUACAUUUGAGGACAUAGAAAGCAUCAAGUAUGGUUCUCGUAGUAACGAUGUUAUGGUCAUCCCCAUUGGGAGUUCUUACUCUGACAUCAUGAUGAUAGUUGAAUGUAAGCUUUCAAUAGAAGCUGAAAAACCUUCAAACAAGAUAAUCGAAUCUAAAAUGGAGAACUCUUCGGCUACCUCAGAAAUAGACGAGUUCAGUAAUAAUGAUAGCCACAACCAAUUGGGUAUGACUAUGAAGAGCAUUAGCAUUAUAAAAGGAGGAUUUAACAUUCUCGAUGAAUUCACUUUUAAAAUCUUGCUUGAAUUUGUGAAGAAAAGAAUUGAGAUAAUAACCUCCAAGAAAGAUGCGAUUUCAAGGAAGAAAACAGGGAAGAAUCUGAUCAACCUACUUGGAGGGAUAAUGAAAAUAUCUACCCUCACAAUGCUGAUAGGACACUGGAAGGAAGUCUUGCCUGAAUUUUUUGGAUUCAAGGACGUUGGAAUCUUAUUCUAUGACUCUAUCAAGGAUGACCUUUGCACAGCAGGAGAUGUCACCUCCGAAUUUGCAAAGAAGAUGGUUGGCUUAGACUCAGAGACUGUAAUAAGAUUCCCAAACACGAUUGGAGUGACUGGGCUAGCAUUCAAAUAACUCAAGUAUUAUUUCCAGGAAUGAUCAUAACCUGAAUCCUGUUGUUGACAACAUUAGCAACCAAGCCGAGGUUAAAAACUUCAUGAUCGGAGCAAUUCUUGGAGAUGAGGAUAAGAAAGCAGGAAUUCUCCAAUUUAUAAAUAAAAUUGGAGGUGAAGAUGUCAAGAACUAUGAUAUUCAGAGGUUUAAAGCAAUGAGACAUUUCUUAGGUAGUUGUGCUGAAAAUGUCACUCUUACCGCUGUUGCCAUAAACUUGAUAAUUAUGGUCAAAGGAAAAAUAGGAGGUGUAACCAAUUGACUUGAAAUAUGUGAUCAAAACCAGAGUGAGAAGAGUCGCAAGAUCGAUAAUCUUGAUAAGAAUGUGAGCAUGAUUAGAAAAAAGGCUGAAGAUGAGAUUAACCAUCAUAACAAGGCGAAGGAGAUGGUCCCUGAGCUCGAAUCUUUCUUGAAUUCAGUGAACAAUUUGCUUCCAAAUAAUAGGUUUUAA